AUGUGCCAAUACGAGCUCUGGCUCUACUCGAAGUGCCUCUCCACUCACUCAUCCCACCUUCACUCCCCCUCCCCCUUCUCCCAUUCUUCCCCGCCGCAACCCCAUAAAACGUUCUACCGAGUAGCAAAGUGUCCAAACUCACCCCACUGUCUACCACCGACUCCCCGCGCGGAUAUGAAGUCCACUAGCGAACUUCCCAUCCAGCGGCGGGACCGGUAUUGCGCCACUUGCUUCGAAACGCUAAAGAGCGCCAUGGGUGGUGCCGGGGACUCGUGCUGGCCCUGCGGCGAGGAGCAUUGGGUCGACAAGAGGCUAGUGGCAGGGGGAGGGGGAGGGGGAGGGAAGGCGUUGGUUGACUUGGAAGGGUGGAACGGCAUGGAUUCUACUGUUGAAGUGGAGAGCCCGAGUCGGCGGGCGAGGUUGGAUUUUCUGGCUAGGAAUUGGAAGGGAUGGAGGGAGUGGGGGGCUGAUGCCGGGGCUGCUAUUGGAGUUUCCGGAGGGGGAGUUCGGGCGAUGACUUGA
Tuber melanosporum (Perigord truffle) is the source of this 522-nucleotide messenger RNA. RefSeq lists its product as uncharacterized. Lineage: Eukaryota; Fungi; Ascomycota; Pezizomycetes; Pezizales; Tuberaceae. Bases 1 to 522 code for a protein of 173 amino acids. The record is from RefSeq and is a predicted model, not a curated record. The transcript has a single exon.